Cladocopium goreaui is the source of this 1522-nucleotide messenger RNA. The record is from the annotation of a GenBank genome assembly. Lineage: Eukaryota; Dinophyceae; Suessiales; Symbiodiniaceae.
GGAAAUGCCGGUUAUUCCUAGGGCAGGACAGUGGCACGUCUCGUCGCGCUAUGAGGUCAAGAACAUAAUUGGAUCUGGGUCCUAUGGCAGCGUUUGUGAGGCGUACGACAAGGAGCGCGAUCAGAAUGUGGCCAUCAAGAGGGUCAAACACAUGUUUGACGACUUGGUUGACUGCAAGCGAAUCCUGCGGGAAACGGCCAUAAUGACAAGGCUCAGUCAUCCCCACAUCGUGCAGAUUUAUGACAUCAUUGAGCCAUCCCACAUGCGGAGCUUCGACGAGCUGUACAUAGUUAUGGAGCUUUGUGAUUCUGACAUGAAGAAGUUGAUCAAAACCGAUGUCCUUCUCACCCCUCUUCACAUCAACACUCUCCUUUACAACUUGCUGGUUGGGCUGAAGUAUUUGCAUUCAGCCGGCAUCUGGCACAGAGAUCUAAAACCAGCAAACUGUCUGGUGAACCAGGACUGCUCGGUGAAGAUUUGCGAUUUCGGCCUUUCAAGAGCAACCUCAUCGGUGCAACAUGCACCGCUGCCAAAUACACCUCGUGGCGAUGAAGAUGCCAGCGAGGUCAGUGGACCCGUGGUGCCGCACACAGCAAAGGCUAAGCGCACAAUGACACGGCACGUUGUGACUCGUUGGUACAGAGCGCCAGAGCUUAUCUUGCUACAGGACAACUACAAUGAGCAAAUUGACAUGUGGUCAGUGGGAUGCAUCUAUGCAGAGCUGCUACAAAUGCUCGAAGGAACUCAUCAUGAGGAUCGUGGUCCGCUCUUCCCUGGAUCGUCGUGCUAUCCGCUCUCUCCAGACCGGAAGCAUCGAAAGGAUCCACGAUUCCACACGCGUGGCAGCACUGACCAAUUGAACGUCAUUUUCGACCUCUUGGGCACUCCAUCUGAAGCAGAGAUAGCCCAACUGCAGACAGAGGAGGCGAAGCAGCACAUUCGAGCGCUGGCAAGACGUGAGCGCAAGGGCGUGCGUAGUCGCUUCCCUGAUGCACCAGAGGAGUCUAUGGAUCUGCUUGAGAAGAUGCUGAAGUUCACUCCAAUAGAGAGAAUCGUUGUUGACGCUGCACUUGACCAUGAUCUGUUCAAAGAUAUUCGUGACAGACAAGUCGAGACUGUGGCGCCAUCUCCAGUGAUCCUGGAAUUCGAUAAAGAACCAGAUCUGGGCGAAGCAGUGCUUCGUAAGGGCUUUGCAGAAGAGAUUGCAAAGUUCCACAAAGCCAGCAACGAUCAGAACUGCGUCGUCCUUUGACUUGCCUCAAUCCAUAGAAACCAUGCAGAGUCAUGUGAGGAACACCUCACCAAAAUGGUUGAGAGCAAUGUGAGAUCAAUUCAAGAACAGGGUGCAAGGAUGCUCCCAACAACUUGAUUUGGUAUUUGUAGCAUACAAAGGAAUUCAAUCCUUUGAAUGGAUCAACUAGCUGAUGAGCAGCGAAUUGAAAGCUUGACAACUCUCGAAUUGAGAGAUUCAAUGCAAUACGCGUUUUCUUCAUUGAUAUGAUUUCAAAGAUAUCGUCGAAAA